AUGGAUCUGAACAAAAUUACGAUAAAAAAUCGUUACCCCCUGCCUCUAGUUCCCGAACUCUUUCAAAGAUUGCGAUCUGCCAAAGUCUUCUCCAAACUUGAUCUUCGAGGAGCCUACAACCUGGUACGGAUCCGCAGAGGUGAUGAAUGGAAGACCGCUUUUCGUACCAGGUUCGGUCAUUUUGAGUACUUAGUGAUGCCCUGUGGCUUGUGCAAUGCCCCAGCAACGUUCCAACACUUUGUGAACGACAUCUUUAGAGACUAUUUAGACCACUUCAUGAUUGUCUAUCUGGAUGAUAUUCUCAUUUUUUCUCCUACCCUGGAAGCCCAUCGCAUACAUAUGCACAAAGUACUGUCUCGUCUUUGA
This is a messenger RNA of Nanorana parkeri, 366 nucleotides long. Its product is annotated as RNA-directed DNA polymerase homolog. The coding region runs from base 1 to 366 and encodes 121 amino acids. NCBI's taxonomy places the organism in Eukaryota, Metazoa, Chordata, Amphibia, Anura, Dicroglossidae. The record is from RefSeq and is a predicted model, not a curated record. The transcript has a single exon.